AUGGUUUGUGACGUUUUUUAUCAGGAAAAAAUAAGAGACGAAAGUGAAAUAAUAGAGUACACUCUGGAUGGAACUGUUGAUGUACACGGUAAACCAGCCGUACGUGCUAAAACCGGAAGAUGGGGACUUGGUAUUCUAAUCUUAGUGAAUCAAGGGCUGGCUACAUUGGCAUUUUUCGGCGUAGGAGUAAACCUGGUGUUGUUUUUGACAAGAGUGGUAGGACAAUCCAAUGCUGAUGCUGCAAAUAAUGUUAGCAAAUGGACUGGAACUGUUUAUCUCUUUUCCCUUGUUGGUGCCUUCCUCAGUGAUUCUUACUGGGGUCGAUACAAAACUUGCACCAUUUUUCAAGCCAUCUUUGUCCUUGGGUUGGCAUUAUUGUCACUGUCAUCAUACUUAUUCUUGCUCAAGCCUAAUGGGUGUGGAGAUGAACUAACUCCAUGCACCUCCCAUUCUGGCUUCCAUGUAGCACUCUUCUACAUCUCAUUGUAUAUGGUGGCCCUUGGCAAUGGUGGAUAUCAACCAAACAUCGCCACAUUUGGGGCUGAUCAAUUUGAUGGAGAUGAUCCUAAAGAAAGCAGUUCAAAAAUCUCAUUCUUUAGUUACUUUUACUUGGCCUUCAACUUAGGAUCUCUGUUUUCUAACACCAUAUUGGCCUACUAUGAAAAUGCUGGAAAGUGGGCAAUUGGGUUUUUUGCAUCUGCUAUAACUGCCCUUAUGGCUUUGGCCCUGUUUCUUGGUGGUACGCCUCGUUAUAGACACUACAAAUCCCAAGGAAAUCCAAUUUCGAGGUUUUGCAAAGUGUUUGUUGCUGCAAUAAGCAAAUGGAAGACUCAUGUACAACCAGAAGGAGAAGGUCUGUAUGAAUUGGAUGCAAAGACAUACUCUACAAACGGUAGGAGACAGAUCUUGCACACCCAUGGAUUAACGAUGUUGGAUAAAGCUGCAGUUAUAACCUCAGAAUGUGUAACCUCCAAGGAAAGGAACUUGUGUACAGUAACACAAGUUGAAGAAGUAAAAUGCAUAUUGAGGCUCCUCCCAAUAUGGAAUUGCACUAUAAUGUACUCUGUAAUGUUCACUCAAAUGGCUUCCCUGUUUGUAGUGCAAGGUGCAGCAAUGAGUGCAAACAUUGGAAGCUUUCACAUACCACCAGCAAGCAUGUCUGUAUUCGACAUCCUAAGUGUGGCAUCCUUCAUCUUCAUCUAUCGUCGUAUAUUGAACCCACUUAUCAUUCGAGUAAGGAAGAAAGGUCUAAGUGAGCUCCAGAGAAUGGGAAUUGGUCUUAUCUUUGGAAUUUUAGCAAUGGUAGCAGCCGGGAUUGUAGAGGUUUAUAGGUUAAAAUACGCGACUACAGAGGAUUGCAACAACUGCAAAGAGGCAAGUAGUUUAAGCAUAUUUUGGCAAAUACCUCAAUUCAUGCUAAUUGGAGCAUCUGAGGUAUUCAUGUAUGUUGGUCAGUUGGAAUUCUUCAAUGCACAGGCACCACAAGGACUAAAGAGCUUUGGGAGUGCACUUUGCAUGUUAUCAAUGUCAUUUGGGAACUACAUGAGUAGCAUAAUAGUGACUAUACUAAUGAAGAUAACAACACGAGGCGGUAUGCCUGGAUGGAUCCCACAAGACCUAAAUAAGGGUCAUUUAGAGAGGUUUUUCUUCUUGUUGGCAGCUCUAGCUACACUGGAUUUCAUGGCAUACUUGUAUUAUGCUAACUCUUACAAAUAUGUUCAAUCUGAACAACCCAAAGAGGAAACUCAUGUUCCAGAAAUCAAUGUCUAGGACAAGGAGACCUCCUUUCAUAAUAUUUUGGACUGUCAUCAACAUGAAGGAAAUGCAGAGUUGGUUUCCUGAUUGAUGACUUGCAAUUUUUGUACAUAGGAUUUCGUCUACUGUAGACUGUAGUUAUAAAUAAAACUGAUUUUCCAACAACGUUAAUUUUUUUUUUCUGUAUGAUAAAUUAUCUUUAUUUUGUUGCUAAUGUAGAUUGAAUUAAGUGACUAUUGUAUUUAGCAUA
Spinacia oleracea (spinach) is the source of this 2005-nucleotide messenger RNA. RefSeq names its product protein NRT1/ PTR FAMILY 7.3-like. Gene Ontology annotation, molecular function: transmembrane transporter activity. The transcript is spliced from 4 exons. Lineage: Eukaryota; Viridiplantae; Streptophyta; Magnoliopsida; Caryophyllales; Amaranthaceae. Gene Ontology annotation, biological process: transmembrane transport. The coding region runs from base 1 to 1770 and encodes 589 amino acids. The record is from RefSeq and is a predicted model, not a curated record. Gene Ontology annotation, cellular component: membrane.